AUGUCACUGCGUCUCGGCCGUAUCCUCAGAACCAAAGCCCCCGCUUCACCCCACGCGCGGCAACCACUGCUCCGCGUCCCACCAUCACAACUCCUCUUCUCCUCCUUAGCUUCGAUUGCAAUCCGCGCACCAGCUUCUACCGCUCCUCCUUCUCGCCAAAAACUUCCAUACCAAACCCUCCAAACCCGCAAUAUGUCUUCCGCCCCCGCUAAGAGAGAGUUCCUCUGCAUCCUGCCCGAUAAGCCCGGCGCGCAGGCUAAGCGUCUCGAAGUUCGCCCUCUACACCUUGAGGGCGCCAAGGUGCUCGGCGCGUCCGGCUCUCUUGCUCUUGGUGGCGCCAUGCUGAAUUCCCACCCUGCCGAAGGCGAAACUCCUUCCUUCAAGGGAAGCGUGAUGCUCGUUGUCGGUGAUUCUGAGGCUGAGGUGCGCGACAUCCUUAACAAGGAUAUCUAUACCACCUCUGGUGUUUGGGAUAUGGAGAAUGCGCAGAUUAUUCCGUUCAAGUCUGCGCUUCGCGAGGCUUUGCUGUAG
Penicillium paradoxum is the source of this 531-nucleotide messenger RNA. RefSeq lists its product as uncharacterized. The coding region runs from base 1 to 531 and encodes 176 amino acids. The transcript has 4 exons. The record is from RefSeq and is a predicted model, not a curated record. Lineage: Eukaryota; Fungi; Ascomycota; Eurotiomycetes; Eurotiales; Aspergillaceae.